UCUGCUCAAACUUCAACUUCAAGCCUUACGUGAACGCCUGCAGCAGCAGCAGCAGCUCCCUUGAUUGACCAAUCAGAUCAUCAGGCAUGGUGUGGACGGCCGAGAGUGACAUGAAGGACAUGACGGGUACUGUAGGACGGCACAGGGAAGAUCAGAUACACGCGUCGCACAUCCGCCUGGUGGCUGUGUCUGUCAGGCAAAGUCUGCGUCGUCACCGGUGCCAAUGCUGGCUUGGGCAAGGAAAUCGCCACGCAACUCGCGAAGAAGGUGACGAACACACGACAAACGACAAACACGCUCACAUGUGCAGCGCGGGCAUGCUGUGUCUCUGUCUGUGUCUGUGUCUAUGUCUGUGUUCGUGUCUGUGUCUGUGUCUGUUGUGUCAGGGCGGGACAGUGAUCAUGGCCUGCCGCAACCUCAACAAGGCGAAAGAGGCGGAAGCAGACAUCAGCAAAGACGCUCCCCAGGCCAAGGUCGAGGUCAUGCAGCUCGACGUGGCAUCGCUUGAGUCGGUCGCCAAUUUCACCGCGGCAUUCAGUGCCAAAUACGACCGACUCGACGUGCUGGUCAACAACGCCGGCAUCAUGGCCAUUUACCCUCGGCAGGAGACCCCUGAUGGCUUUGAGAUGCAGCUGGGGAUCAACUACCUUGGGGCCUGGGCCCUCACCGGCAGGUCCGACCGUAUGCCGUCUGUCCAUUCCAUCCUGUGGACACGACGGCCGUAUGUGUAUGUGGCGACGUCCGUGUGUGUGACGUGACAUGUGCAGGUUGCUGGAUAUGUUGAUCAAGACGGAGGGGUCGCGGGUGGUCAACCAGUCGUCAUUUGCCGCCUUCAAUGGUAAGCACACACACUCGCACACAGACACACAGACAGACAGACAGACCGACAGACAUACCUACCGUAUGUCAGCACAGUUGUCAGUGUGUCGUGUCCAUCAUCCUUCCAUGUGAUGUGUCCCUCAGCAACGGUUUUCUUGGACGAUCUGCAGAUGAGCAACAAGGACGGCCGGAGUAAAUACGGCAAGUUCCUCGGCAGGUGGGCCGCGUACGGACAGUCUAAACUUGCUCAGGUGCACACGACACACACCACACACACCACACCACACCACACACACAUCACACUUAUGAAUGUGGAUGUGUUCGGCAGAUCUGUCACAUGACUGAGCUGUCGAGGCGUCUUGCGGCGGCCGGCCACGCGCACCCGAAGUGCUUCUCCGCCCACCCAGGGUAUGUCUACACCAACCUGCAGGCCACUGCUGGCAACCAGGCCGGCGCACUCUUGGCUGGCACAUUCUUCAAGUACGUCAUGUCCACGCACAGCCACCGACACACAUGCAGUGCAUCCAUCGAAUCGAUCUGUGCAUCUGUCUGUGUGUCUGUGUGCAGGAUUGCGGACUCGACGAUUGGGCAGAAGGUGGACAUGGGGGCGCUGCCCGUCCUCUAUGCCAUCAGGUGCGUGGCGUACCGACAGUCGUUGCCGUGACGCACAGACACAAACGGCGUGCUCCCACUGUUUCUGUAUGUGUGCGUGUGUGUGGUGUGUGUGCGCAGUGAGGAGAGUCUGCAGGGCGGCGAGCUGAUCGGCCCCGACGGACUGUUGUCGACAGCCGGCUAUCCAGCGGUGGUAACCGUACCGAGCCAGGCACUCGAUGACGACACCAAUGCCAAACUGUGGGAGGUACACAGACAGACACACACAAGCUCAGCUCACCACAGUAGGUAAGCAUUUGCCCUUUGUGUGUGUUGUGUGGUGCAGGCGAGUGAGCAGCUGACCAAGGUGACAUACGAUUUUGGCAAGAGGGGUGACGGCAGCGUCAGCGGCGCAUGAUCGAUCUGAUCUGAUGUCUUG
Messenger RNA from Vitrella brassicaformis, 1849 nucleotides. Lineage: Eukaryota; Vitrellaceae. The record is from the annotation of a GenBank genome assembly.